CAGCCCGGCGGGGUCACGGCGCAGCGGGCUCGGCGGCGCGCAGGCGCACAGCGCGCCCGCGCCUCCAACAUGGCUGAGGUGGUGCUACUUCUCUUGCAGCAGGAGCAAGGGGGAGGAUGCUGAGCCUCCCGGGAGCUGCAGCCUCAGCCGCAGCAGGGGUGGUGAGGCCUGAGGCGGGCUCCUCUCAGCCAUGGCCAGGCUGGCUGACUAUUUCAUUGUGGUGGGCUAUGACCACGAGAAGACAGGCCCAGCAGAAGGUUUGGGUAAAAUAAUACAAAGAUUUCCUCAGAAGGACUGGGAAGACACUCCUUUUCCACAGGGAAUAGAGUUGUUUUGCCAGCCUGGAGGAUGGCAGCUUUCAAAGGAGAGAAAACAGCCAACAUUCUUUGUGGUCGUUUUGACUGAUAUAGACUCGGAGAGGCACUACUGUUCAUGCUUAACUUUCUAUGAAGCGGAGAUCAAUCUGCAGGGCGCAAAAGAAAUUGAAGGUAAAGAAGAAUCUGGCUUAAUUCCACCUGCUGAAGUAUUCGCUCCUAAAAGUCUGGUGUUGGUGUCCAGACUAGAUUAUCCAGAAAUUUUCAGGGCUUGCCUUGGCCUGAUCUACACUGUGUAUGUGGACAGCCUGAAUGUGUCACUGGAGGCUCUCAUUGCAAAUCUCUGUUCAUGCCUUGUCCCUGCUUCUGGAGGGUCUCAGAAAUUGUUUUCUUUGGGGGCUGGAGACCGACAACUGAUACAGACUCCUCUACAUGAUAGUCUUCCUGUUACAGGCACCAGUGUGGCUCUUCUCUUUCAGCAACUGGGAAUCCAAAAUGUGCUCAGCUUAUUCUGUGCAGUGCUUACAGAGAAUAAGGUUCUUUUUCACUCCACAAGUUUUCAGAGGCUCAGUGAUGCCUGUCGGGCUCUGGAGUCUUUGAUGUUUCCCCUCAAAUAUAGUUAUCCCUAUAUUCCAAUUCUUCCUGCACAGCUAUUGGAAGUUCUCAGUUCACCAACACCUUUCAUAAUUGGUGUACAUUCCAUCUUCCGUAAUGACAUUCAUGAGCUUUUAGAUGUAAUCAUAGCGGACCUGGACGGAGGCACAAUUAAAAUUCCUGAAUGUAUUCAUCUUUCUCAACUCCCAGAGCCACUGCUACAUCAGACUCAAAUGGCACUUUCUCUAGUUUUGCAUCCUGAUUUGGAAACAGCAGAUUAUGCAUUCCCUCCCCCACGAACAGCUUUAUCACACUCAAAAAUGCUGGAUAAAGAAGUACGGGCAAUCUUCCUUAGGCUAUUUGCACAACUUUUCCAAGGAUACCGUUCAUGUCUUCAGCUGAUCAGAAUUCAUGCAGAACCAGUCAUUCAUUUCCACAAGGCAGCCUUCUUGGGCCAGCGAGGCUUAAUUGAGAACGAUUUCCUCACCAAAGUGCUCAACGGAAUGGCAUUUGCUGGUUUUGUAUCAGAGAGGGGUCCUCCUUUCAGAGCCUGUGAUCUUUUUGAUGAGUUGGUAGCCUUUGAAGUUGAAAGAAUUAAAGCUGAGGAAGGUAAUCCACCAAAAAUGAUAAAGCAUGUUAGAGAACUUGCGGAACAGCUCUUCAGAAAUGAGAAUCCAAACCCUCACAUAGCAUUCCAGAAAGUGCCACGGCCUACUGAGGGCUCCCACUUGCGCGUCCACAUCCUCCCGUUCCCCUGGAUAAACGAGGGCCGGGUUCACGAGCUGAUUCAGGAAGGCCUCGCUAGGAAUCAGAGUGCCCCACCUGCCGCUCGGGUGGAUAAGAAGUGUGUGGUGCCAGCUGGCCCGCCUGUUGUUUCCAUAAUGGAAAAAGGAAGCACAGUUUUCAACAGUGCUCAGAGGCUGGAAGUUGUCAGAAACUGCAUCUCAUUCAUUUUUGAAAACAAAUUUUUGGAGACUGAAAAGACGCUGCCUGCUGCUCUGAGAGCCCUAAAAGGAAAGGCAGCUCGGCACUGCCUGACACAGGAAUUAGGCCUUCAUGUUAAACAAAAUCGAGCAAUACUGGACCAUCAGCAGUUUGACUACAUAGUACGAAUGAUGAACUGUGCUUUACAGGUACACUACGAUUGUUCAUCUUCAGAAGAAUAUAGCAUUGCAGCAGCAUUGCUACCCCUGAUGACUGCUUUUUAUAGGAAAUUAGCACCGGGAGUCAGUCAGUUUGCUUACACCUGUGUACAAGACCAUCCUGUCUGGACUAACCAACAGUUUUGGGAAACAACCUUUUAUAGUGAUGUGCAAAAUCAAGUUCGCUCCCUCUAUCUUACAGCCAAAGAAGACAACCAUGCCAUACAAUUGAGGCAAAAGGAGAAAAAUUCUGUAGGUCCAGACCAGGAUAAGACAGCAAUGGACCUAGCUGCUGAGCAGUUGCGUUUAUGGCCAACUCUUACUAAACAAACUCAACAGGAGCUAGUACAGAAUGAGGAAAGUACAGUUUUUAGUCAGGCAAUUCAUUUUGCUAACCUCAUGGUCUACCUGCUAGUACCACUGGAUACAAGUAAGAACAAAUUAUUGAGAACCUCAGCGACUGGUGACUGGGAGAGUGGAAGCAACAGUAUUGUCACAAACAGUAUUGCAGGCAGUGUUGCAGAGAGUUAUGACACUGAAAGUGGAUUUGAGGACUCUGAGAACAACGAUGUUGCAAAUGCGGUUGUACGGUUCAUCACCAGAUUUAUCGACAAGGUUUGCACAGAGAGUGGAGUUACCCAGGAUCACAUCAAAGGUCUUCAUUGCAUGAUACCAGGCAUUGUAGCAAUGCACAUAGAGACCCUGGAGGCUGUCCAUCGUGAGAGUAGAAGACUUCCACCAAUACAGAAGCCCAAGAUUCUACGACCAACUUUAUUGCCUGGAGAAGAAUUUGUUUGUGAAGGUCUCCGUGUGCUACUGGAUCCUGAUGGCAGAGAGGAAGCAACAGGAGGAUUACUUGGAGGUCCUCACAUCCUCCCAGCUGAAGGAGCUUUGUUCCUUACCACCUACAGAAUUAUAUUUAAAGGCACACCUCAUGAUCAAUUGGUUGGAGAACAGACUGUGAUCCGAAGCUUUCCUAUUGCAUCUGUGACAAAGGAGAAGAAGAUCACUAUACAGAACCAGCUACAACAGAGUAUGCAGGAAGGACUACAGAUCACUUCAGCUACCUUUCAGUUAAUUAAGGUAGCAUUUGAUGAAGAAGUAAGUCCUGAAGUGGUGGAAAUAUUUAAGAAACAGUUGAUGAAGUUCCGCUACCCUCAGUCUAUCUUCAGUGCUUUUGCAUUUGCAGCAGGGCAAGCAGCACCACAGAUAAUUUUACCAAAGCAAAAAGAAAAGAACACUUCAUUCCGUACCUUCUCAAAAACCAUUGUGAAAGGUGCAAAACGUGCUGGCAAGAUGACAAUUGGCCGCCAAUAUUUAUUAAAGAAGAAGACAGGCACAAUAGUGGAAGAAAGAGGGAAUCGUCCAGGCUGGCAUGAAGACGACGAUAUCUCUGUUUCAGAUGACAGUGAACUGCACACAAGUGGUACUCUAAAAGCAUCAGAGAAAUCAACAAUGGAGCAAUUAGUAGAAAGAGCCUGUUUCAGAGACUAUCAGCGUUUGGGGCUGGGGACCAUCAGCAGUAACUCUUCUCGUUCAAAAACAGAAUACUUAAGAAUAACUGCACUGAACAGGAUGUAUUCACUUUGCAGGAGCUAUCCUGGGCUUCUGGUAGUACCUCAGUCUGUUCAGGACAGCAGUCUACAGAGAGUUGCUCGCUGUUAUCGUCACAAUCGCCUACCAGUUGUCUGUUGGAAAAACACUAAAAACAGUACUCUCCUACUUAGAUCUGGGGGUUUUCAUGGAAAGGGAGUUGUUGGCCUGUUCAAAUCCCAAACCACACAUACUGCAGCUCCUGCUUCUUUAGAAUCUUCAAGCAGUAUAGAACAGGAGAAGUACCUACAAGCCUUACUGAGUGUGAUAUCCGUCCACUGCAAAAUGAAUGGCAGUAAUACUGUCACUGUUAGACCAACAAUUGCUUUGUCUCCAGGCACUGAAAGGAGGGCUUCAAGAAUGUCCACUGUGUUUAAGCAGGUAGUGCCAGGACAUUUGGAUGUAAAUCUAUCCAAUAGCUUUGCUCAAGGAGUGCUUGGGUACAGAGAUAAAUGUUUCACUCAUUCAAAUUCCAAAUCAGCAACUAAGGGAAGAGUCCAUCAAGGUGUUUGGGCAAGUCUUCGUUCCAGCAAUCGAUUUAUCAGCACUCAGACUCCAUUCAUUGAUGUUGGUGCAAGACUUGCAGGAAAAGAUACCACCACUUCCUACAGUAGCAGCACAUUUUUGCAAAGUCAGCUUCUGAGACGUCAGGCAGCCCUUUACAUAUUUGGAGAAAAAUCUCAAUUACGGGGCUUCAAACUAGAUUUUGCUUUAAAUUGUGAAUUUGUUCCUGUUGAAUUCAGUGACAUCCGACAGACAAAAGCAAGCUUUAAAAAGCUGAUGAGAGCUUGUGUUCCCAGCACUAUUCCUACAGAUUCUGAGGCAACAUUCCUUAAAGCACUUGGGGAGUCAGAAUGGUUCCCACAGCUUCACAGGAUAAUGCAGUUGGGUGUGAUCAUCUCAGAGCUCCUGGAAAAUGGUUCUUCAGUUAUGGUUUGUUUGGAAGAUGGCUGGGAUAUUACUGCACAAGUGGUAUCUCUGGUACAGUUGCUCAGCGAUCCCUUCUAUAGGACACUUGAAGGCUUCCGAAUGCUGGUGGAAAAAGAAUGGCUGUCUUUUGGUCAUAAGUUCAGUCAGCGCAGUAAUCUGACUCUCAAUUGUCAGGGCAGCGGAUUUGCUCCUAUUUUCUUACAGUUUCUAGAUUGUGUGCAUCAAAUUCAUAACCAAUACCCAACAGAGUUUGAGUUCAAUCAGUAUUACUUGAAGUUUCUGGCUUUUCAUUACAUAUCAAAUCGAUUUAAAACAUUUCUUCUGGAUUCAGACUAUGAAAGACUAGAACAUGGGACAUUGUUUGAAGAUAAAGGAGAUAAACAUGCCAAAAAAGGAAUUUGUAUUUGGGAAUGUAUUGAAAAGAUGCACAAAAGGAGCCCUAUUUUCUUCAAUUACCUCUAUGCCCCUGCCGAAACAGAGGCACUGAAACCAAACGUGGGUAUAUCCAGCCUCAAAAAGUGGGAUUAUUAUGUAGAAGAGAUUUUGGCUACAGGUCCUUCCUAUGAUUGGACCACGGUGACAGCAAAAUGCAGUAUUUUAGAGGAAGCUGACCAAACGGAUGGUUCACGCUCUCAGAGUAAGAGGAAAAUAGUAUGGCCAUGUUAUGAUGAUGUUAAAAAAAUACAACCUGAUGCCAUCAGCAGCCUCUUAAAUGAAAUUGAAAGGUUGGAAAAUAAAUUAAAUCAGAGCCCAGAAAGAUGGCAGCUUUUGUGGGAAAGAGUCAAAAUGAAUCUAAAGGAUGACACCAGACAAGACAAUCUCAGGAGACAUCCCUCUGGCUCCUCAGGAAUGAUGUCAGCUAAUCUACAUUCCUAUCAAAAGAGGUCUUUGUUGGAAAUACCUGACCACGGGCUGGGUGAGGAGCAGAGUGCAAAUAUCUCUCCCUCCAAUGGAGUAGACAGAAGAGCAACUACACUAUACAAUCAUUUCACAUCAAAGAACGAUGAAAAUAGAUCUUUUGAAGGUACGCUAUACAAAAGAGGAGCUUUGCUAAAAGGUUGGAAACCUCGCUGGUUUGUGCUGGAUGUGACAAAACACCAGCUGAGAUACUAUGACUCUGGUGAAGAUACAAGCUGUAAGGGACACAUAGAUCUUGCAGAAGUAGAAACAGUGAUUCCUGCUUCUCCAUCAAUUGGAGCCCCAAAACAUGCAAGUGAAAAAGCAUUUUUUGAUUUGAAGACAAGUAAACGUGUGUAUAAUUUUUGUGCCCAAGAUGCACAGAGUGCCCAACAAUGGAUGGAUAGGAUCCAGAGUUGCAUUUCAGAUGCUUAGAAAGGAAUAACAUUCCAUAAUCAAGACAUGUUUAAAGCACCUCUUUUUGUAAGAAGACACGUUUUAAAUGUUACUGAUGGACAACCAGCCUUUCUUACGUUUCAGCCAUAAACCUUCAUAAUAUGCUGACAUUCCUUUUCUAUUUAAAAAUGACAACCACUAUAACUGCUAUUUUUUUUCUGCAGGGAGGACUUUGAAAAAUAAUAAUCCAUUUAUCCCGAAUUUCCACUUUCUUCAGUACAAUUCCCAGCUAUAAAAUGCCUGCUGUAUUGCACUAUCAUCUAAUCUUAUUUUUCUCAUUUCAGAGUUAUCCUGUUAGAAAAACUAUCCAAAGUAAAUUGUAGAAAUUUUCCCUCCAGUAGGAAAUCUAUUUUCACGUUAUUUAUAUUUUUAAACAGAAAGUUCAUAUUUCCAAAUUAGUCAUUAGUAAGAGGGAACAUGUCUACAAUUCCUUUAAAAAAAAAAAAAAAUCUUGAAACUUGUGAGCCCAGUGGCAUAUAUAUCAGGUGGCUGAGGUUUAGGCAGUUGGUACUUUUUAAGACCAAAAAGUAAAAUCGCCUGAUAUCAAAUUUUCAGAGAAGGUGUAUUUGCAGUGUGCAGGCUGUUCUCUAACUUUGUGUUCUUCAGAGUACUCCUGCAAUGUUGUUACGGAAUUUCAAGUUCUAGUGAUUAUCUAAAGAUCAUAGCACUUUUAUUUUGGAUUUUGUUUGCUGUUGUUACGGGACAAUGAAAGAAAAGUGGCUGACGCUGUCCAGGAGAAAUAGGCAAAAAACUAGGAAUUCAGUGGAAGAAAAAUCUCUUCAAGUAUGAGAGUUGUAUAUGUUAAUUUAUGUGCUGUUCUGCUCACUGUAAAAUAAAAAAUAACAAACACGGUAAUGCACUAAACAAUAAAGCAAGCACUUGCACUGAAAUCUUUAAAAUGCAGACAUUUUGAAGGACAGAGGUAAGUUAUUUAUAGCAGAACAAUACUAGCUAGUUAACAACAUUUACAGGUAAUAAAUAUGUACAUAAUUGGGUUUCAUGUGUUGUGAUUUGAUACUUUCUAAACAUUUUUUGCACAUGAAUCAGAAGACUGUUUAUAGAUUUUUACAUUUGAUAAAAUUGUGCUUGUUCAACUUAAUAUCUUGGAGAAACAGUUUUUAAUAGCCCCAAAUUAAUAGAAAUUUUACAUUCUACAAAUAGUGAUGACAUUGAUAAGUAAUUAAGCCAUUGCUUUUAUUUUGAAAUGUGUAUAUGUUAAAUAGCACACUAAUAUUACAAAAGGUUUGUACAUAUGAUUCAGUAUUUUCUCAAUUUUCCAGACAUUCUUGUAAUUUAAUGUCAGCCUAACCAAAUUGACUAUACUUACAGGAUUUUUCGGUUAUUAAAUUGUUUGUUUGUUUGUUUUAACUAAUGUAUUUUGUCAGAAAGGAACAUAAAUUUCUCACUUCACACACAGUAGGAAAUGCAGCUGUUUUUAAUACAUUUGCAAUUUCAAAAAAAAGAAAAAGGAUUUUUCUAGCAUUUUUCAACUGAUGAAUUUCCACCUGUGACAAUGGUGUUUGCACAUUUGUAUUUUUCUUUGUAUAUGAAGUACUUUUAUAUGUACUUUGUAAAAUACUGAUCCCAUUCUUAGGUUAUAUAAAAAUAUACACACCACUUCUUAUUUUGUAA
Messenger RNA from Dromaius novaehollandiae (emu), 7558 nucleotides. It is a transcript of the gene SBF2, whose product is annotated as SET binding factor 2. Bases 191 to 5905 code for a protein of 1904 amino acids. Gene Ontology annotation, cellular component: membrane; cytoplasm. The transcript is spliced from 42 exons. Lineage: Eukaryota; Metazoa; Chordata; Aves; Casuariiformes; Dromaiidae. The record is from RefSeq and is a predicted model, not a curated record. Gene Ontology annotation, molecular function: guanyl-nucleotide exchange factor activity.